Messenger RNA from Caenorhabditis remanei, 1233 nucleotides. RefSeq lists its product as uncharacterized. The record is from RefSeq and is a predicted model, not a curated record. The coding region runs from base 1 to 1233 and encodes 410 amino acids. NCBI's taxonomy places the organism in Eukaryota, Metazoa, Nematoda, Chromadorea, Rhabditida, Rhabditidae. The transcript has 9 exons.
AUGACCGAGGGACCCAAAAUAAUUAUAUGUAUUGGUGAAUCUCAAUUCUCAGAUGAUGAGUUGAAUCGGAACUUGGCAAUCCCCCAACGAACAAAACGACAAAACUGUGAUUGUACACCUGGAGAAGCACCAAAAUGUGGUUGUCAAGUUAUGCCAACCCCAGAUAUCGGUGGCGGACAAAUGAUAUGUACGUGCUCUCCACCAGUACCACCGAAAUGUGUUUGUACCGAAGGAAAUGUUAGAAACAUCAUCACCGGUCCAUCCCUCCCUGCCCUUUUCAAGCCAUAUAACUGUGUAUCCACUUGCGAAUCGUCUUGUCUGGAUUCCUGUAACAAACUGAACUUUAACAUGAAAUGUGGAACAGUUUGUAACGAAGCAUGUGAAUUCACUUGUGCCAAACAAGGAUCCACAACCACUGCAACCACAACCCAAGCUCCUGCAACCACUGCAAUGAUUCCACUUCCACCUCAUAUUCAGGAAUAUCGAUUCGUGAUUCCUGCAGGAUCAUUGCUCUCGAAACCAACGACAACCACUUCAGCGCCAGUUAUUUUGAGUCAGAAGAUUCAGAUCACCUGUCCUGUUGAAUGUCAGCCAUCUUGCAGUUUCGUAUGCACCAAAUUGCGUCCAACACUGAAAGUGAUCACUCAAAUGUUUGAUUCGAAGACUGAUGAGACCACGUGUAGAACAAGUUGUAGCAGUGCUUGUCUGUCGGUUUGCGCCUCAUCUGGAGUUCCGGGCAACGAAUGCCAAUCAAACUGUGCGCCAGCCUGUGAGGACACUUGUACUAUUGUGAAGCCGGUCGCCGUGGCCACAACUCAAAUUCAACCAGCGUCAUCGACUGGCGGUCAAUGUGUGUCCGUUUGUAUGCCAGCUUGCACUCAACAAUGCAUGUUUACUGUACAGAUGCAAAUCGCCUUGUCCCAAGCUACAUCCAAUCCCCUCACGACUGAAAAACCAGCUCAGGCUAUGUUGAUUCCAAUCGCUCCAGUCUCCAUCGUCGUUUCAGAACCCACGACUACAACAGCCGCUCCAGCAGUGAUUACUCUUGGAACUAUCUGUAGAAACGAGUGCUUGGUUCAAUGUGAGCACCAAUGUCUUCCAAAUAACCCGAACUGUAUGGCUGCAUGCCAAACCACGUGUUAUCCAGUAUGCCAAUCGAAGAUGCGUCGUCGUAUGAAAGAAACAAAGUCCGAACGACUUAACGAAGACUUUGCUCGUCGUCAUCGUCAAUAA